Exophiala oligosperma is the source of this 1570-nucleotide messenger RNA. RefSeq lists its product as uncharacterized. The transcript has a single exon. Gene Ontology annotation, cellular component: cytosol. The record is from RefSeq and is a predicted model, not a curated record. Lineage: Eukaryota; Fungi; Ascomycota; Eurotiomycetes; Chaetothyriales; Herpotrichiellaceae. The coding region runs from base 11 to 841 and encodes 276 amino acids. Gene Ontology annotation, biological process: TOR signaling.
UCCUAUUAUCAUGGCAGUCAACAAUACCCAAUCCAGGGAUGCUGUCGACACGAAUUAUCCCUCUGUCACAGCAGCUCCUCCGAGAUCAUUCUCCAUCGAAGGGUUCCGCAUAACGACUCAAAAGCUCCCGAUACUGAAAGCUGGACCGAUCGAAGAGAUGACGAACAAGCUAGGCAUUGCACCUCCUGAGAUGAUAUUCGGCGACAACUUCGUGGCGAUCGAACACCCGCCGUCUCACUGGGGGAUCAAGUUUGAUGCAUUCGGGGCCCUAGACCGGGUGGAUAAGACUGGCGAGAAGAGGCUGAAAGUAGCAUAUUCAAAAGAGUGGCAUCAGAGCAGAGAGGACUCACAUGACAUCAAGGAAGUCAUCAAACCCUUCGACUGGUCCUAUACUACCGACUACAAAGGAGAUCUUGCCCCGGAGAGUCCGCGCUUCAAAGAAGGGAGCAACCCCAUCCCGCUAGAACUGCUGAAGCGACCGGAUCCAAUAUUAUUCUUCGAUGAUGUGAUCCUGUACGAAGACGAGCUCGCAGAUAAUGGAAUCACAAUGCUUUCCUGCAAGAUCAGGGUCAUGCCUGCUCGCUUACUCCUUCUGUGCCGGUUUUUCAUGAGGCUCGAUAAUGUUCUGCUAAGACUUCGGGACACCAGGGUAUAUGUCGACUUUAGCAAGAAGGAGGUAAUACGGGAAUACGUCGCACGAGAGGAUUCGUACGACAAAGUUCAUGACGAACUCGCAGCCAGAAGGGAUGAUGUCGCUGCCGUACUCCGAGAUGCCAACCAGAUGCCGGAUCUUCUACCGGUGGUCGAAAGAAAGCUUGAACGAGUUGAGUUGGGCAAGUGAGCUGUUGUCUUCCAGACCCACGAGUCGCAAUUGUCUGAGCACGUACGACUGAUAACAGCGUCGCCCGCGAAAAUACUCCCGGGAGGAAAGAUUUUUCUCGAGCACCGCUCCUGUGCAGAUCUUCGUCCUCAUUUCCAAAUACGAAGAAAUGUAUACAACCCAAACAAUGAUGAAGAAAACAUGAUUAGAACACCACCACAACGGCAGUAAACAACUCGACCCAAUACGUCAGGUUUGCAAGCACAAACAUCAAGUCCCACUCACAUUCGACGCAGAGAGAUUUGUCUUCACGUAAAAUGCCCCGACAAUGGCACAUGGGAAUUGAAGUCGUGUAUAUGCGAUGCUAUCCAGCAUUGUUUACACAUGCGGGUCACUGCUGGUCGGCCAUCAUUAUACUUCGAACUUCGCAGGCAUAGCAUGCAGUCAUGGGCUUCAUAGAAACCCCAGUCUGAACAAGAGACUGGGACUGGGGUAGGAGGACGGAGUCUGCUUCAGACACGUUCGAAGGACCCUCACGUAACCGCACCUAGACUCUCUAGCCACUCGCUUAACAGUUGAUGAUCUACAAAGCUGGGCAGGCGAACUACGGAGUACAGGUUCGUGUCAUCGCCUAAAAGCGUCUGCAGUGGACAUUGUCUCGCGAAAAAUCCCCAUAGAGUACAGGUCAGAAAUCAAUUGGCUUGACCCAGCUGAGCAAAUGAAAGUUCCGGUCAUGUCGAACACAUGAUG